CAGACUGGUCCCACAGCACGCCUCCGCGCCAAACUUAAACUGGAGCUAUUUAAUUUGGAUCAAUCCUACAGCCUCGGCUCCUGUCCCAGUCCGACCAUCCGGCCUGGAAUUGUCUCAAAUUCAUCAGCACCCGCAGUCUCAGAUUCCGCAAGUCGCCCUUUUGAGUCACAGCCUGUUUGUGUAAGUUGCUCGCCUUUUCCUGAUCGGCAGAUCGGCGACGAUCCUAACACUUCCACAGCCCUCUCCAGAGGCAAUUUGGGCUUUGCUGCAAACUCUAUUAGCCCCGGAGCUACUACAACAGGAAGUGGCUCGACUAAGACUUCAGCCUUGGCAGGACCAAUUGCUUCUUCUCUAGCCAGCCUUUGUGUGACAAAAGAGUUGCACUUGCGUUGGUUUCUCGCCACUUGCGUCAGCUUUCAAUCGGCGCUACGCCUCAACUUUGAGACACCAGGACACAGCAUAACCGCGGAUAACCCGGAGCCAUUUUUCGUCACUCUCUUUCUGAUCAAUGUGACUACUGGACGACGGCUGAGCGAAGAGUUCCACUGGGAUCCUAAUUCUUCCGAAGUGAAUGCCAUGCUACCUGCAGAGUUGUUCCGCCACCUACCCUGGGACUCAGCCAGCUCAGCCGUGGCCGCUGACGUCACCGUCGCUUCGUCAUCUUCAAAAGCUACGGGCGAUAGUGGAAGUGCACACACAACUACUGGCACAUGCCCUCAAGGUCUCGGAUUACCACAGACAAACCCCACCCUCAAUGCUCCGCCUUUAGGUGGAAAAAUCACCGGACCCUCUAGCAAUAUGACGGGGGCGAUUGGUGGAGGUGCGGGCAAGACUCGUGCUUCUGCACCCCCUCCACCUACGCCUACAACUCCAUCUGGACUCUGUUCUGUCUCUCAAGCGAGCCUUAUCAAAUGCCGAUCGGAGCAUAGUUAA
Protopolystoma xenopodis is the source of this 933-nucleotide messenger RNA. The record is from the annotation of a GenBank genome assembly. Lineage: Eukaryota; Metazoa; Platyhelminthes; Monogenea; Polystomatidea; Polystomatidae.